GGUGGCAUUGUGAUGUAAUAUAUAAGUGUGAUGGAACAAUACCAUAUAUUAGGUCGUAUUGGGGAGGGUGCACAUGGGAUUGUCUUCAAGGCAAAGCAUAUUGAGCGAGGUGAAGUAGUAGCUUUGAAGAAAGUUCCUCUCCGUAAGAUAGAGGAUGGGAUUCCCAACCAAGCACUGAGAGAGAUCAAAGCCUUGCAGGAGAUUGGAGGAGAUAGUGAGGACGCUCAGAAUGUGGUUAAAUUACACGACGUGUUUCCCCACGGCACCGGGUUCGUCCUUGUAUUCGAAUACAUGUUGUCCGACCUCAGUGAGGUCAUAAGGAAUUCUGAGCGUUCGUUAACGGAGAGUCAGAUCAAGAGUUAUAUGAUGAUGCUGUUGAAAGGGGUCGCGUUCUGUCAUCAGAAUAAUAUAAUGCAUCGUGAUUUAAAGCCGGCCAACUUAUUGAUAAGUUCAACAGGACAUCUAAAGAUCGCCGACUUUGGGCUUGCUCGGGUGUUUGAUAAUGAUGCAGAAAGAUUGUACAGUCAUCAAGUUGCUACAAGAUGGUACCGAUCACCUGAGUUAUUAUACGGUGCACGAAGAUACGACGAAGGGGUCGACUUAUGGGCAGUGGGAUGCAUCUUUGGUGAGAUGCUCAAUAACUCACCUUUGUUCCCGGGUGAGAACGACAUCGAACAAUUAUGUUGUGUUCUACGCGUUCUUGGCACCCCCAAUGAAACAAUAUGGCCGGGCAUGUCCAUUCUACCUGACUAUAACAAGAUCACAUUCCCCGAGAACCCUCCUAUCCCACUGGAGGAGAUCGUUCCUGACGCUUCAGAGGAUGCUCUCGAUCUUUUGAAGAAGUUUCUCGUUUACCCUUCGAAUCAAAGAAUCGCCGCCACGCACGCCCUCCUUCACCCUUACUUCUUCACUGAACCUCUCCCCGCUCACCACUCGGAACUCCCGAUCCCACAACGAGCGCGAAAAUCUUCACGACAUCGAUCCAACUUCAAGGAAUACGACAUCGAUGUUCCGAUCGAACAUAGCUGUAUUGACCCAGCUCUUAUUGCAGAGUUCGCUAAUGUUUGAAGUUAUAUUUGAAAUUCUAAUUUUUUGGUGCCAUGUAGCAACAUCAUUAGAGCGUUUAAAUAUCAUUUCUGCUGGUUUAUUUUAGGGUUGAAAAGUAAUUUAUGAUCUCGUAUCAUUAUAGCCCAUGUUUAUGAAGUUUCAUUUUUCUCUUCGAAACUUCGUUUUUUAGUCACUACAGUUUUUAAAUUUUACUUUUUUUAUAGCUUUCAGUCAUUCGCAAUGAGUCGUUUAUAAAUAAUGUAAAAUGAAAUAAACUUUAUUUUUGUAGAA
Messenger RNA from Ciona intestinalis (vase tunicate), 1338 nucleotides. NCBI's taxonomy places the organism in Eukaryota, Metazoa, Chordata, Ascidiacea, Phlebobranchia, Cionidae. The record is from RefSeq and is a predicted model, not a curated record.